Molecule: messenger RNA, 668 nt
Organism: Durusdinium trenchii
Lineage: Eukaryota; Dinophyceae; Suessiales; Symbiodiniaceae
Source: the annotation of a GenBank genome assembly
AGCCUUUCCGCUUAGCCGCUUGGGGAUGAGACGACAAGACGUUCGCCAUGUCGGAGGGCAGCGACUUGGAUGGCGGCCAUGAUGAAGAUGAGAGCAGCGUGGGGAUGCUCACGAAGCAGCAGCAGGAAGAGCUGGAUUUUACAAAGAUCAAGGUGAACAUGCAGAAUGAGAAGUACCUCCUGGCUCACCCUGAGAUCCGAGAGAUGAUCAGUGUCUUCGUGCAUCAGGUCUUGGAAUACAAGCCAGACAACAUCCUUUGCUUUGCCGGUGACUUCUUCACCAGGGAGGAUUUGUUGGACUUCGUCAAGAAGAAGAGCCAGGAUGCACGAGAGGCUGCGGGACUGGUCGCUUGACAGUCCGACUUCUCACUCCAAGGUGCAGACGCAACCUGUGUGCUGAGAGGCUCAAGCAGUUGGUGAAAUGGAUAAACGAAUCCUGUUGAUCUUGCUAUGCGUGAUCAUGGUGUUCAUCCUGCGAUGUAGAUGUCCCUUGAUCCUGCAGGAUAUCACUUCCCCGUUCCAACUCUGAGCCCCACGAUGGUACAAUAUACAUUGCCAGCAAAUAUACAAUCAAUACUCACUGGGUCCCGGGUUUCACGACACUUAAGCCCGCACAAAGACGGGACAAAGCAGUGUCCAAUUGCGACGAAGCAAAUGGCAGCGAAUAAG